GGGAAACACUGAUAACAAACGUCACCUCUUCGAAUGCAUCGAUUUUCCACGAACACCACCCACCCGCACCAGAAAUAAACAAAACAAACUCUGCUCGCACGGACACACGGUGGCUUCGCGCAGCUUCUUUGCACACCGGAACGGGAUUUACGAUUGGCGAAGCAACGAUAAAAGGCGCUAGCAGCAAAGCAGUCCGGGAAAAAGGAAGCCGUUCCGCAAAACGAGCGCUCCUUCAUUUCUCAAGGACCAUUCAAAACCAUCUGGUAAGCGUGCGCGCGCGAUCAGCAUAAAGUGUACGGGUAGUGUCGUGAUAGCGGUUCCAUUUUCCCGCCGCCGUUCGUGUGGAAAAUUGUACUUCAUUUUCUUUGUCUCGCGCUCCGUCAUAAAGAGCGUGGUCUGGUGCGAAGAUUCAGCCAAGAGUGCUAGUCGUAGUUGUUCAAGAUAGGUCAAACCAGCAGCAUGUCCAUGAACGAAGGUAUUGCGGUCGUCACGAAGGUAGUGUCCACCGGUGUUCGUCGUGCUCCGGAACCUGCCACUGUGCUAACGCGCGAAGAUUUCAACGCGGGCCCGAUAAGUUUGGAUGAAAUAGAGCCGGGAUUGUGGUUGGGCAAUGCAUCCGCUGCAGCUGACGUGGGCACGUUGGAGAAGCACACCAUCCGUAGCAUCCUGUCGAUCGAUUCCGUUCCCCUGCCAGUGCAUAUAACGGACCAUCCGAAUCUUCGCGUGCGUCACAUACAGGCGGCCGACGUACCGCGCGAAGAUCUGAUACGACAUUUCGAGGAUAGCAAUCGCUUCAUUGCGGACAGUUUGGCCGAGGGUCGUCACGUGCUAGUGCACUGCUACUUUGGUGUGAGCCGCAGUGCCACGAUUGUUAUCGCGUACGUCAUGCAAAAGUAUCGUCUAGGCUAUGAGGCCGCAUACCAGCGUGUAAAGGCGAAACGGUGCUUCGUAAUGCCGAAUCCGGGCUUUGUGAAUCAGCUCAAGCUAUAUGCCCGCAUGGCGUAUCGGAUCGAUCGCACCAACGAACGCUACAAACUGUUCCGUCUGCGCUUGGCCGGUGAUAACGUGCGAAAAGCGAAGCGUUUGCCAACGGAAUGUAUGGACGUAGUGAAGGCUGAUCCGGGCGUGACACAAGAAUCACCCGAACCGUACGUCUAUCGGUGCCGUAAGUGUCGCCGUGUGGUCGCUUCCCGUAGCAACUUGCUGCUGCACAAACCAAAAUCAGCCACGAUAGCUCAAUCGCAGGCAAAGGUUGGUCGCGAACCGGAAGCCACACUCGAGGAAGAAGGUACUGGCGACGAACCCGACGAUGGAGCACAGGAUGGAGAAGGAAUUGUGAUCGAGCAUGUUACGCCUAAUGCCAUGGCAACGGGAUCAUCAUCUACGGUUGCUCCUGCCGGUGGAGUGAACGAGUUGGCGGAAAAAAUUCGUCGCAGUUCGAUUAGCAGCGAGCAUAGCAACCGGUCGUCCGAAAAGGAUACGCCAAUGUGCAACAAAAUAUUCUUCAUCGAGCCGCUUGCUUGGAUGACGGAUAUCUACCGAAACACGCAGGGUCGACUGUACUGCCCGAAGUGUACCGUCAAGCUGGGCAGUUUUAACUGGGUGAUGGCCACAAAGUGUCCGUGUGGGGCAGAAAUAUUUCCCGCAUUUUAUCUCGUCCCUUCGAAAACGGAAUAUUCGACCGUGGUUCAAAAUGUGCAAGUUACGGUGUAAUGGGUGAAUCCGCAUGGCCAACAAUAACCAAAGAGUAGAUGACAAAGGA
Molecule: messenger RNA, 1762 nt
Organism: Anopheles funestus (African malaria mosquito)
Lineage: Eukaryota; Metazoa; Arthropoda; Insecta; Diptera; Culicidae
Gene: MKP-4
Product: dual specificity protein phosphatase MPK-4
Exons: 2
Coding region: 460-1713 (417 amino acids)
Biological process (GO): protein dephosphorylation
Cellular component (GO): nucleus
Molecular function (GO): protein tyrosine/serine/threonine phosphatase activity
Source: RefSeq, a predicted model, not a curated record